UUAGUUUGAAAUUCAAAUCGAGCCGGAAGUUACCGGAAGUGGCGCAAUCUCGUUGCAUUUCGUCUCAGUGCGGCAGAGAGCAAGGGAUUAAGUUCACCUACAGCGAUGUCGUUUUGCUCUUUUGUCGGCGGAGAGGUCUUUAAAGACCACUUUAAACCAGGGAUUUAUGCUUGCUCUAAAUGUGACCAUGAGCUGUUCUCCAGUCGCUCCAAGUACGAGCACUCGUCCCCCUGGCCGGCCUUCACGGAGACCAUUCAUGAAAACAGUGUAUCCAAAUUUAAGGAGAGGUCCGGGGCUUAUAAGGUGAAGUGUGGGAAGUGCGGAAACGGACUGGGACAUGAAUUUGUGAAUGACGGUCCAGCCAAGGGUGUUUCUCGCUUCUGAAUCUUCAGCAACUCACUGAAGUUCGUCCCUAAAGAUAAGGUCGAUGGACAGUAAAGUGAGCUGUGAUUCAGGAGACUGAAGGACCAGAAGCCUCUCUGUGCUGCUGCAGGUGCGGAAAGUGAAUGAAGUGUUCUGGGACAAAGUCCUCUCAGGGAGCCCCAGGACUCUGAUGAACUAUGACCUCACUGGAGAGCAAGGACAGAGAGACGGUGGAAACCCUUCGAUUAUGCAAUUAUCACGGAUUGAGCUACAAGGUUGAUCACACCAAUCACAUCGUUAUGCAAACAGACUGUUUAUAUCAACUCUGCUUUUUAUCAGUCUCUGAAAGAAAUGGGACAAGUUAUUUUUAGAGAUGAAUCUACUGUUGAGAAACAUGUGACUUUUAUGUAAUAUUUAAUCAUUUAUCAAAUGAGAAGAGCAUUUUAUGCAAAUUGUUCACAGUGUUUAAAAUAAAAGUCAAAUAAAUGUAUUUAAUCAAA
Molecule: messenger RNA, 863 nt
Organism: Xiphophorus hellerii (green swordtail)
Lineage: Eukaryota; Metazoa; Chordata; Actinopteri; Cyprinodontiformes; Poeciliidae
Product: methionine-R-sulfoxide reductase B1-A-like
Exons: 4
Biological process (GO): protein repair
Cellular component (GO): nucleus
Molecular function (GO): peptide-methionine (R)-S-oxide reductase activity
Source: RefSeq, a predicted model, not a curated record